This is a messenger RNA of Zingiber officinale, 918 nucleotides long. Its product is annotated as calcineurin subunit B-like. NCBI's taxonomy places the organism in Eukaryota, Viridiplantae, Streptophyta, Magnoliopsida, Zingiberales, Zingiberaceae. Bases 130 to 615 code for a protein of 161 amino acids. Gene Ontology annotation, molecular function: calcium ion binding. The transcript is spliced from 6 exons. The record is from RefSeq and is a predicted model, not a curated record.
GUUAAACAAACAAAAUAUAAAACGCCACCUUCUUGGUUGGAUCUAGAGCGCCAUUGAGAGAGGGAUAAGGCCACAAGGGUUUGCGAGAUUUUUGGUACCCGAUUCAAUCUCACGCAAUUCGCCUUACCGAUGGGCAAUACUUCCUCCAUGCUCACCCAAUACGACAUCGAAGAGGUCCAGGAGCAUUGCAAUCACGCCUUUUCGCAGCAGGAGAUUGUAUCUUUGUAUCACAGGUUCUGCCAGCUCGAUCGUAACAGCAGCGGGUUCAUCACUGGAGAUGAGUUCUUGUCAGUGCCGGAGUUCGCAGUUAAUCCGCUCUCUCAGAGGCUGUUAAGGAUGCUUGAUGGCUUAAAUUUUAAAGAAUUCGUUGCGUUCCUGUCUGCUUUCAGCCCUCGGAUUAGCCUCCAGCAAAAAAUUGAAUUUUUAUUCAAGGUCUAUGAUUUCAACUCCAAUGGGAAAGUCACAUUCGAUGAUAUAUUGAGUGUAUUACGAGACUUAACAGGAUCAUUCAUUAGCGAGCAGCAGAGGCAGGAAGUUAUAACGCGUGUCCUUGAAGAAGCUGGCUAUAGAAGGGACUCCUCUCUUGUCCUAUCUGACUUCAUGCGGGUAAAUUGAGCUUUAGAUUCUUGGCAGCUCUCAGUUGAAGAUGGAGGUUGAGGUUCCUAUUGAUUAAGCUUUACACGCCUUCAAUUCAACCUGGCAUCUGGCCUGGAUUCCUCUGUUUGAUAUGCAGUCAUCAAUUGACAAUUUUAGAACAGGCUUUCCUUUAAACAUAAUGGUAUUAUGUACAAUAAUUACAAACAACAGUCAUCAAUCCAACCUAGUAUUUGUUUUCAAACCCAGCUUCAAACUUUAUGUUACUAGAUUCUAAACAAUAUGCACAAGUUGGAAGGAUAUCAUACAAUUUAUCCAUCGUCA